AUGACUCCCACCAACAACGCGGCCUUUCUCACCGAGAAACAAUCUCUCGAGUUCAUCAUUCAAAAUGCACCGUACACUGCACCGCAGCAAGGCGAGCUGGUUAUUAGAACCCAAGCCGUAGCAGUCAACCCCGCCGAUUACGGCAUCCAGGCCCUAGGCAUCCUCCUCACAGAUUACCCCGCCAUCCUCGGCUGUGAUGUUGCCGGCGAAGUCGUCGAAGUCGGCGUUGGCCCUUGGAGCCCCGGCGACCUCGUCUUCGGGGCCGCCACACCUCUCCUGCAACGCCCGCCCGGCACGUACAGCUCAGCCGGCUUCCAAGAGUACAUCGUGCUCCGCGCGCCUCACGUCGCGCGCGUUCCACCCCACCUCGCCCCCAAGGACGCCGCCGUGCUGCCACUCGGCACCCUGACCGCAACGGCGUGCCUCUUCACGCCGACGCUGUUGGACCUCUCGCUGCCACAAGACCCAGCUGGGUCCAAGUCUCCACCCAACCAAGCCACCAGCAUCGACACCAGCACCAACACCCACAAGCUCCUCCUCGUCUGGGGCGCCAGCUCCAGCGUGGGCGCCUGCGGCGUCCAGCUCGCCGCACAGGCAGGCUACCACGUCGUCGGUGUGGCCUCUACACGCAACCACGACAUGGUGCGAGCCUGCGGCGCCCACGCCGUCUUCGACCACUCCGCCACCGACAUCGUGGAGCAACUGUUGUCGUACCUCUCGCAGCACGCCGAGCUGAAAGUCGUCGGGGCGCUCGACGCCAUCAGCACCGCGCACACGAUCGGUCCGCUGUGCGAGGUUUUGGCGCGGUGCGGCACCGGCGACACCAGUAUGCCGGUGCGGCGCUUCAUAGCCAGCGUCGUUCCUGGUGCGGAGGCGUUUGCAAAGCGGGGCGUCGCGGUCGUGACGGGCAUGUCGACGGAGGUGGACGAGGCGCGUUCCAGGCGGCUGUGGGCGUGGAUCGAGGGCGCGGUGGCGGACGGGCGCUACAAGUGCCUGCCACGGGCAGAGGUGGUGGGCCAGUCGGGGUUGGUGGAUGUGCAAGAGGGGGUGCGGCGUAUGGGGGUCGGUGUUAGCGCGGCGAAGCUUGUGGUUACGUUCUAG
Cyphellophora europaea CBS 101466 is the source of this 1101-nucleotide messenger RNA. RefSeq lists its product as uncharacterized. Lineage: Eukaryota; Fungi; Ascomycota; Eurotiomycetes; Chaetothyriales; Cyphellophoraceae. Gene Ontology annotation, molecular function: oxidoreductase activity, acting on NAD(P)H. The coding region runs from base 1 to 1101 and encodes 366 amino acids. The record is from RefSeq and is a predicted model, not a curated record. The transcript is spliced from 2 exons.